Saprolegnia diclina VS20 is the source of this 569-nucleotide messenger RNA. RefSeq names its product 60S ribosomal protein L44. The record is from RefSeq and is a predicted model, not a curated record. Gene Ontology annotation, biological process: translation. The coding region runs from base 105 to 419 and encodes 104 amino acids. Gene Ontology annotation, molecular function: structural constituent of ribosome. Gene Ontology annotation, cellular component: cytosolic large ribosomal subunit; ribosome. NCBI's taxonomy places the organism in Eukaryota, Oomycota, Saprolegniomycetes, Saprolegniales, Saprolegniaceae. The transcript is spliced from 2 exons.
GUGGAGAGUCAUCUCCAUACAAACCGUUUGGUGGACGGGAGUCUGUGUGGGGAAUUUCGUCCUUUGGCUUUUAUUAUUGGACUUUUCGCAAGGACUAAGAAACAAUGGUGAACAUCCCCAAGGAACGUCGCACCUUCUGCAAGGGCAAGAAGUGCCGCAAGCACACUGUGCACAAGGUCACGCAGUACAAGGCCGGCAAGGCGUCCAAGUUCGCCCAGGGUGCUCGUCGUUAUAACGAGAAGCAGCAGGGUUUCGGUGGUCAGACCAAGCCCGUCUUCCACAAGAAGGCGAAGACCACCAAGAAGAUCACGCUUCGCAUGGAGUGCAAGGAGUGCAAGGCCAAGAAGCAGCUCCCCAUCAAGCGCACCAAGCACUUCGAACUUGGUGAGAAGAAGAAGACGUCGGGCCAUACCUACUAAGCGCUUGGUCCUGCGUUCGCUCGUCUGUUGAGUGCCUUUUUCCCACGUCGUCGUCGUCGCUUGCGCACUGGAUCGCCAUGUCGAGUGCCAUUUGAUUGAUUGAUCACUGCGAGUCCAAUAAGAUACCUACUUCUUCAUGGUGUCUCUCCU